Molecule: messenger RNA, 532 nt
Organism: Mytilus californianus (California mussel)
Lineage: Eukaryota; Metazoa; Mollusca; Bivalvia; Mytilida; Mytilidae
Product: perlucin-like
Exons: 5
Coding region: 1-513 (170 amino acids)
Source: RefSeq, a predicted model, not a curated record
AUGGAACUGAACAUGAAAACGAUUGCCACGCUUGCAAUACUUGGAUUAUUUAUUGGGAAUGGUGUUUGCGAUUGUCCUAAUGGCUAUAUGAGGCAUGACGAUUCCUGUUAUAAAUUGUAUGCUUCUACUAAAGCAACAUGGGCCGAGGCAUUUAUGUAUUGUCAAGUGUUUGGUUCUGAUUUGGCAGUCAUUGAAACAGCAAGAGAACAAAACUUUAUAGAAGGUUUUCUUAGAAGGGAAUUCAAGAAAGGUAUGUCAGAUGGUGUGUGGAUAGGAGGUACAGAUGCCUUAGUAGAAGGAGAAUGGCAAUGGAUAAAAACUGGCGUGUCCAUCAACCAACAGGAAUACCGUCAUUGGUGGCCAGGAGAACCAAACUCGAGUGGUGCACUCGGAGAAGAUUGCAUGGAUCUCCUUCACCACGAAAGUUAUAACUGGAAUGACCAACGCUGUGAUGUGCAUGCAAAUUUCCUUUGCGAACGACCGGCCGUUACAGGACAGCAGAUCAUUGGAUAAAGGAUGUGCUCGAUUGAAA